CAUCGGCCAAGUCCUGGCUUGCUCGCUCCACGAGUUACGAUCGAACACGUCGCUACGCUAUUUAUUGAGCGGAGACAAACUGCCAGGUCCAAUGUUCACUUCGGGCUUCGAGCUGACUACCAUUGACUGCUGUACGUGAGCUGUACACAGUGCCUGCUGUUGUUCAAAUCAUUGUAAUAUUAUUGCGGUUGCAGCCCUGGAAUUGGAAGUAAUUUUAGCUGCUAAUCCUCAACUACUUUACAUUGGACUGUGGAUCCCUCUAAAGUAAAGGCAAAUUUAUAACUCUUCUGACUUCUCAAGUAACACAACUGUAUCAUAUUGACCAUGCCUCCAAAGAAGCGAGCAGCGAGCACUAAGGCUGGCGGGAAGGGGGCUAAAGCGGUGAAGAAAGAACCAGAUGAUGGAGGUCUGAAGGCUGCUGUUGAGAAACUGAAGACAGCAGACAAAGGAAAGAAAGUUACUCAUACUAAGGAUAGCCUGUGCAGCUGGCCUGGUACAGUGGUGGACGACUAUGACUGUAUGCUGAACCAAACAAAUAUAGGCCACAACAACAACAAGUUCUACCUGAUACAACUCUUGGAAUCUUACUCGGAGUAUGCUGUGUUUACACGAUGGGGAAGAGUGGGAGAAACAGGUAUGAACGCCACCCAGGAAUUCACAAAAGCUGACGAGGAAAGUGCUAUAAAGUACUUUUGCAAGAAGUUCAACGACAAGACCAAGAACAAGUGGGAAAACAGAGCCAACUUUGAGCCCAAGGCGGGCAAAUAUACCCUGAUAGAGGUGGAGGAUGCUGAUGAGGAGGAGCUUCAAGAGACCAGUGACAAGCUUGCUGAGGUGGAUGACUCAACUAAGGCAGUACAACCUUCUAAGUUGGAUAAGGCUACACAGGAAUUUGUCAAACUGGUCUUCAAUGAAGACAUGUUCAAGGAACAGAUGACCAAGUUUGAAAUUGAUGUGAAGAAGAUGCCUCUGGGUAAACUCAGCAAGGCUCAGCUGGCCAAGGGCUUUGAAGCAUUGGAGGAACUUGAGGAUGCGAUACAGAAGAAAGCAAAGAAGCCCAAGCUGAGCGAUCUCUCCUCCAAGUUUUACACCAUCAUCCCUCAUUCCUUUGGGAGAAAGAUUCCUCCUGUUAUUGAUGAUGCUGAGAAGAUUCAAGCCAAGAAAGACAUGCUACUGGUUCUGGGAGACAUUGAGAUUGCUCUAGGUAUGCAGAAGGAAAAGAAGAAGAAAGAUGCAGCGGCUGGUGAUGCAGUCCCUCAUCCUCUGGAUGUCAAGUAUGAGCUUCUCAAGUGUGAACUGGAUCUUCUGGACCCAUCAUCCAAGGAGUUCAAGAUUGUCAAAACCUACGUUGCUAAUACAGGAUCUGGUAAUAUGGAUAAGAAACUACUCCAUGUUUGGAAGAUGGACAGAGAAGAUGAGGGCGCCAGAUUUGCUGAACACAAGGAUAUCACAAACCGUCGUCUGCUAUGGCACGGUACCAAUGUAGCUGUAGUAGCCGCCAUUUUGAAGACUGGACUACGCAUCAUGCCACAUUCUGGAGGAAGAGUAGGUCGGGGCAUAUAUCUCGCAUCGGAACAAAGCAAGUCAGCUGGAUAUGUUGGAUCAGCAAAUGACGGUAGAGCUGUGAUGUUUCUGAAUGAAGCGGCCCUGGGUAAAGAGCACAUCAUCAAAGCCAAUGAUUGUUCUCUGAAAGAAGCACCUAAUGGAUGUGAUUGUGUCAUCGCUAAAGGAAACCAAGAACCAGAUCCCAAGAAAGAAACCAUUUUGAAGUUGGACGGUAAGGACGUGGUCGUACCUCAGGGCAAGCCGGUCCAGCAACCAAAGUAUUCCUCCUCUCACUUCUACCAGAGUGAGUACCUCGUCUAUAAGGAAAGCCAGAACAGGAUGAGAUAUCUCUGCCUCUUCAAGUUCUUUUAGUUAGUCUCUGCUAGGAGUAUCAUCCAAGUUGGAGGCUAGCUGUGAAAGAGAUAAGUGCAUGGAGUUCUUGAGUACCAGGAUGUAAUAUGUCUGCCUCUUCAAGUCCGGGUAAAGGUCCUGUCCACUGUGAGUGGCAGAGUUGUCUGACCCGAUUCAUAUGGGAAUCCAUUAUUUCUAGGGGGUGUUUCACAAAGCCUUUUUUCAAUGACAAGGGACAGAAAUCAGUGGCUAAUCUGCUGAUAACCAAUCAGAAGCAAGGAUUUCACUAGCUUAUAACAAAAACUGUCAUUUGUCACUGUUGACAUGUUUCGUGAGACACUCCCCUGGUAGUAAGCCUGUGAAAAUGAGAGAAUUUGUUAGUCAACAGGUUAUAGGAGAUACAUGUGGAGAGUUUAAUGUAAUAUUUUAUACUAACCCAGCAUUCUUAUUCAUUUUGGAUGCAAGUGCAAGUUAGACGUUAUUUUUAGAAUUAGGCUGCAACUCAAUUCAUCAUUCACUGCUUGCUGUGCCCUAUACAACCAUGCUAUGUAAAGCAAAUGUUCCAUGUACUUUAUUUUGUACAUGUGACUAAAAGUUAAGCAAAUCAUGUUUGCCUCAUAUUUUGUUACUUCAUCAAAAUAGAGUCCUUAGAGAGGAUUGCAUUACAAUUUGUUUAUAAAAAGUGCAUUUUAUUGUUGAAAUUAUUGUAUAAAAUUAUAUCUGAAAUAUCUUCUACCAUUUUUUAAAGGAGACUUUGUAAGAGGAAACAUGUGCCGAGUCACAUGUCAAAAAUAUAAAAUUUUGUUUUUCUUUCUAUCUCUGAUCUUUUAAAACUUAUUUUUUCUGUCCUCAAAAGUUGUGAUUGUAAUCACAAUAUGAACUGAAGUCUAUAUGCUGUUUUGAAUUUUUUUUCUCCAAAAUGAUUUGGAAUACAUAAGAGCUUUCAUAAUGAUGUCAUGUUUGAACUCACCCUUUGACUAGCCAGGUUGAUUGAAUGUUAAAAUAUAUGCUGAAAUAUAUUAUAAAACACAAUUUGUUCAAUAUUUACUAUUUUCAAUACUGAUACAACUUUGUUAUGUCAAUAUGAUUACGCAGCUGUAAUGAUGGCAAUAGUAUACUUCAUGAUUUUAAUUCAUGUAAUAUCAUUCUAUCAGAAUUUUUUAAACUUUUAAUAUAGAUUUUAAAUUUAAGUCAUGAAAUACAUCUUUAAAAAAAUAUAUUAAUCAGAUUUCAUAAUCUAUGAAUUCACUUGAGUCUUUGAAGAAAUAUUUUAUAAGAUUUUAAAUUUUAAAUAUGUAUAAAAGUGUGUAAUGGAGUAAUCACUGUUAUGAUGUUGCAGUAGGAAAAAUGCAUCUUUGAAAAAUAUGUUAAUCAGAGUUUAUAAUCUAUGCAUUCACUUAGAGUCUAUAGAAAAAAUAUUGUUAAGAUUUUAAAUUUUAAAUAUGUAUAAAAGUGUGUAAUGGAGUAAUCACUGUUAUGAUGUUGCAGGAGGAAAUAUAUAUAUAUAUAUUGUGAGAAGUGCAAAUAGAAAUCAAGAAUGCCUAUAAAGUUAUGUUUGGAAUUUCUUGAAUCAUUACUAGGUAUCAAUGUGCCCUUGAUAACAACUAUAGAAAUCAGCAUUUUUAAUUGCAUUUUAUAAAUGUUGAGUAUGUCAAUUUAUGUACAUGUUUGUGUGAAAUGUAUUAAUAACAUAUCUUAGUUGUUGCUUAUAUUUUGAAUUGAAGAAAAAAAAAUGCAUACACAUGUACGUUGUAGCUUCCUACUGUGAAUGUUUGUAAAUCUGUAUAUUUUUCCUGCUCACCUUGUUGAGAAAGUGAUUCUUUCUUAAUUAUGAAGCAAUUUUGUUGCUAUUUUCAGUUUUGUAGUCACCAGAGUACAAUGUAUCAUAUUGUAUGGAAGUGUAUUCCAUUUAUACAUGUAGAAAAGAAAACAAAAUCACUUUCAGUCAAUAAAGAUUUGACACGAGUCCAAUGAUCUUAA
Molecule: messenger RNA, 3876 nt
Organism: Strongylocentrotus purpuratus (purple sea urchin)
Lineage: Eukaryota; Metazoa; Echinodermata; Echinoidea; Camarodonta; Strongylocentrotidae
Gene: parp3
Product: protein mono-ADP-ribosyltransferase PARP3
Exons: 12
Coding region: 325-1917 (530 amino acids)
Cellular component (GO): site of double-strand break
Molecular function (GO): NAD+ poly-ADP-ribosyltransferase activity
Source: RefSeq, a predicted model, not a curated record